UUUUCUCCUCUCCUCCAUACCAUGGACCAUAUACCAACGGAAACCACUCCAUUAGUGGUUAAGGCCGUCAGUCCUCCACAACGAAAACGAGCAACAAAAGCAACCUCAACACACUGGUUAUUGUUAUUUUUUGCUUGUUAUUCUACACUUGGUGGAUACUACUGUAUGGAAUUGCCUUCCGCAAUCAAUCUUCAAUUGAAUGAACGGCUCGGGUCUUCGUAUGAGAACUGGCAAUAUCAAUUGAACCUUCUGUUCGCUGUUGCAACCAUACCCAACAUUGUCGUACCAAUAUUUUCUGGUCUGCUGGUCGAUGUAUUCAGCUUGAGGACGCUUUUCACUAUUUUUACAGCUUUGGUGGUUAUUGGUCAAGCGAUUUUCAGCAUUGGUGUCUCCUACUCGAACUUUCCCAUAAUGGUCUUCGGACGCUUUGUCACCGGUGUCGGAUUUGGAGCCAACGAUCUUGUUCAGUGCAAAAUCACAACCGACUGGUUCAAAAGCAACUUUUUAGCCUUUGCUUUGGCUAUGAAUCUGACAUUUGGUCGAUUAGGGACCGCCGCCAACUUCAACAUCACGCCAAUGCUAUUAGAUAAGUUCGGAUUCGACGAGGCACAGGCUUGCUGGUUUGGUUUAGUAGUUGCUCUGACAAGUGGUCUCGCUGUCCUCGUUACAAACUACUUGGAUCGACCGGAAUCUCGUGCAGCUGCUGGCGUAGCUCUUGAAGGUGUGAUUGAAACCGUGCCUGACAGCGACAACUUCAACGUUGAUCAUGAUAAAGUCAGCUGCUCGGACUUCUCGAGACUUGGUACCAUGUUCUUUGCAUUGCUGAUAUGUGUCAUGGCUUUAUACGGUGCAUGCCAACCUUUCUUGCACAUUGCGUCGGACCUUUUACAGACCAAGUAUUUCCCGAAUGAUCCUAUACGUGCAGGCGUUCUGCAAUCCAUCCCUGACAUUCUAUCCGCUAUGUUGUGCCCUAUAUUCGGCUUAAUGGUAGACAGGAUAGGACGACGAUCACGAAUUAUUGGAUUAGCAGGCUUCUGUCUAUGCGCAUCGCACCUCAUCAUCGCCUUUACCGACGUAACUCCAGUUAUACCCCUCGUCAUGUUCGGCAUAUCCUACGCUGCAGGAACAACCGCUCUUUGGCCCUCGGUCAGUUUGCUUGUGCCUGCAGAUCGCCUGGGCACUGCUAUAGGUGUUGGCGAAUCGGCACUCAAUACCAGUUUAACCGUCGUUCCGAUUAUCGUGGCUGCCCUCAGUACCAAAGGCAGCUUUUUGAAAGUUGAACUUUUCUUUGCUACCUUGUCUGCUGUGACAGUCAUAAUAUCCGCCUAUAUGUACAUAGCAGGUAAAAAAUCCGGCGGAGCAAUGGAACAGACCAUUUUUGGAGAACCUGUGGAAGAUGAGGAACGAUAGAUCCUCGUGCUUCCCAAUAUAUAGACCCUGUCAUUUUUUUCUUUUACAUUUUCACAUUGUACAUUAUUAUCAAUCUGGUAUGU
This is a messenger RNA of Umbelopsis ramanniana AG, 1493 nucleotides long. RefSeq lists its product as uncharacterized. NCBI's taxonomy places the organism in Eukaryota, Fungi, Mucoromycota, Umbelopsidomycetes, Umbelopsidales, Umbelopsidaceae. The coding region runs from base 22 to 1410 and encodes 462 amino acids. Gene Ontology annotation, molecular function: transmembrane transporter activity. Gene Ontology annotation, biological process: transmembrane transport. The transcript is spliced from 5 exons. The record is from RefSeq and is a predicted model, not a curated record.